AUGUUGUCACUUCUUCCAACUGAAGCAGCCAGUAGUAAUACUCAUCAUCAUCACCUUCAUCAUACUCAAUCAUCUUUGGAAAUAAGGGAAGACGAUUAUUCUAUUCAUUCCGAUUAUGAUCCUCUUUCAACCGGAAGGGAAUCAUUUGUAAAUAACAUCAACAAUAUUGAGGAAGAAAUUGGAGAAUCCUUAGACACUAUCAGUAGUAACAGUGGUAGUGAGGAAUUAUUCUUUGGAAUGGAACCAACCUCAACACAGAAUAAUCAGCAUCAUCAUGAUCCUUCUAGUCAUGGAUCGUUUCCAGCUGAUGUUGAGGAGGAAAUUGAAGUAUUGCCGGGGGAGGAGGAUGACGAUGAUUCAGAUAAAGAUUUGAAUUCGUCUGAAGAAAGAGGAAGGAGAUCAAAUAUGAGAAUCAAAACACAUGACAUGAAUUAUUCAGUAGAUGAUUACUUCAAAUCAUUAAAUGGCAAGCUUCCUUCUCCAACAUCACUUCCGAAUCUAAACGAUACAAUUGAGGAAUCUCUUGCUAGUGAUGAUUCCAAUGAAAAUACUCCAAAGAAAGCAACAUCAUCAAUUAUAUACAAGAAGAGAUUUCCAGUGCCAAUUUCUGAACCAGUCUUUUCUCCUCGAAAGGAUCGUCUUCUCAAACAUUGUUCAACUUUCUACUUUCAUCCAGAAACAGCUCAAUGUUCCCAUGAUUCCCAGCUCGUUUCACCAAAGGAGUACUCUUCAUUCCUCUCUCGUCAUUCAGAUUUCAACUCUUCACCGAGUAGUUAUAACAUCAAUAGUCCCCAACAGCAACAAUCAGCUGCUCUAAUCACACACAGUAGUGUCUACACAACUUGGAGUGACGGUAGCAAUAGCAUCGGGAGCUUUAAAACCAACUCUGCCACUACUGCAAUGAACAACACUACAGUGAAAGACUCAACGAUCGAACCAUCAGAGGAAAACCCCAACCGAACAAUUUCUCAUCUUCCUUCAGUGAGCCUUUCCAAUGUUAAGAACCUCACGGAACGACAAAAAAAUUUACUAUACUCUAUAAAGGUUGCUAAGGUUGUUAAGGAGAGUAAUCAUCACUCGACCACUAACAACAAUUGUAACAAGGACCUUAAUCAUCAACAUCAUCAUUCUCAACAAUCAACGGUUAAUAGUAAUAGUGAAAAGUCUCCUGUUACCGUAUCAAAAAAAUUAGGUUUAUCAGAAUUUACAGUUGCUAAUAAUAAUAAUAGCAACAAUAAGAAUCCAUCAUCAAAUUAUCGCAUUAAGGAGGAAAUUCUAGCACAAUUAUCAUCUCCUUUGAAGAGGAAGUUGAAAAAGGAGGAUAUAUUUGAUUCUACUGUGCAACCAUUAACAUCAUUUAGAAGUGACGAAGGAAGAGAAGUAUCUGCUGUUGAGGAGUGGAUUGCCUUUCAAAAGCAGAGAAUUACUGAGGACGAUAAUAUUGAGGAUACAACUGGAGAAGGAAUUUUUGAAUUUACACAAGUGAAGGAUUCAUCAUUGCGAACAUCAACAAUUAUUGGAGAGGACGAGCAAGAAAACAACAACAUGACUAGUAAUUCACUGAGUCCCCCAUUUCACUUGAUCAAGAGGAGUUCCAACAAGACAAUGCAAUUAAUUUCAUCAGAUAUUCCUAUUGUACAUAAUGCUUCAUCUACUGCCUUGUUUGCUAACAUUCCACCAAUCUUGAAACCACUUCAACUCUCACAGGCUAGUUCGGCCCAAUUAGAAAAGAAACAACAUCAAGUGGUGAGGAAUUCCAUUCAACAAUUUCGUUCAAAUAAGCAUGCUCUCCACACUGUUCCGAAACCAACAGUUUCAAAGAGUCAAAUUGUUCCACCAAGUGCCAAAACAUCAGCACGACCCAUGGUGGCACAACCAUCCCCCAAUCUAGUAAUACCAAAUCAGCACGUCGAAGAUGUUAAACCAGUGAGAAGAAAGAAUGUACCUGUAAUUAAUGUUCCUCAAAUUAAGAUUACCGAAAAGAUGCAAACCUAUGCUUCGUUGCAUCAACUCAAAUCACCAUCGAAUCACAAACAACAAGAUUAUGAACUGGCAGCUGAUUCAGUAUUUGUCGUCGUGUCUGGUGAUGUUCUCAAUGAAAUUCGAGAAAAGAAUGAAAAAGUUGAGAGAAAGAGACCUUACGAGAUUAUAUACUUUGAUAAGAGUUUAUCAAGAGUGAAACAAGUUGUUCCAUGUGGAUCAUUUACAAUUUUUGUUGCGGAAGGUAAAGAAACUGAAAGAGUGUUUGUAAUAUAUAAGGAAAACCCACUCCUUCAUCCAACCAAAAAGGUUGAAAAUGUAUAUAACAAGUACUUUACCUUUUGCAAUUCAAAUUUUCAUCCACAACUGAGAGAAGUUGACUACAAAACUCUUAUCAGGACUGAGUUUGAGAAGAAUAACGUAAAUCUAGAUCCAUAUGUAUUGCAAGAUCCAAAAAGUUUGGAAUUGACUGAGGUUUAUGGAACACAAGAUGCAUUCAUGCUCAAAAUGAGGAAUAAUUUCUGUAUCUUUAUACAUUUUGCAGAAACUGCGGAAAAGGUUAAAAUAUCCUUCUUUGAAGAGUAUGCAGGAGGAACCAUUGAUUGGAUUGAAACAAAUCCCUGCUCCAAUACCUUACUCUUGUACGGUCACGCAAGAGGGAGAACCAAUUACCUGUUGGAUAUAAUGGUAUUGGAUCCAGAGCCGAGGAGAAGAAAGUUGCAACUUCCACCAGAAAUAUCUCAAAACAAUAUAAGGAUUAUUCGAGUAGGAUUACACAGAAUUAUUAUAGUGACCAAUGACAAUCAAUUGUACAUACAUAGAAGCGAGAAGAAAGGAUCUGAAACAUCUGAAAAUUUUGAACUGUUUGAUAAGGUUUGGGAAGCUCCUAUCAGGCAAGUGAGAUGUGGAGGCUAUCACAAUGUGGUUCUGCUCCAGAAUGGUAAUAUUUAUGCGUGGGGUUUCAAUAACCACUACCAAUGUGGAAUUUAUGAAAAUGUUAAAAACAAGAUCCCUAUGGUACCUAUCACUCUCUUAAAUCAACCCAAGACGAUGGAUGGAGAAAUAACAGAUAUUCAAGCAUCUUAUCUCACUACGAGUGUGAUAACAACAAAUGGAGUGUGGACAAUAGGAGACAUGACCGCAAAAUUGAAUACCUAUGUCAAAUCAACAGAUGGUUUAAAGUAUAGCAUCAUUCCAUUUGCCAAGUUUAACUUUUUACUGAAUGCCAUGUGGAGCUCGGGAGACCAUCUUGUCUUGUUCAAUCACAGUGAAAAUCAUGAAGGUAUACAGGGCUACUUCUCUAAGAAUUUGAGUAAGAUGCUACACAUCGAAUCUAGUCAAGAUGAAAAGAGUAAAAGACAAUGA
Molecule: messenger RNA, 3345 nt
Organism: Naegleria gruberi
Lineage: Eukaryota; Heterolobosea; Eutetramitea; Acrasida; Naegleriidae
Exons: 1
Coding region: 1-3345 (1114 amino acids)
Source: RefSeq, a predicted model, not a curated record